Molecule: messenger RNA, 1078 nt
Organism: Penaeus monodon (black tiger shrimp)
Lineage: Eukaryota; Metazoa; Arthropoda; Malacostraca; Decapoda; Penaeidae
Exons: 5
Coding region: 1-1020 (339 amino acids)
Source: RefSeq, a predicted model, not a curated record
AUGAAGGACGCAAGCGAUUACACAGGCACGUUCCUGCAGGGGACACAUUUGGAACCAUUUAAAGUAGUUUUGUUUGUUAAUCAUUGGCUUCAGAAGCACUGGGAUCAUGAAACGGUCAUUAAAUGCAUUGGCAUUUCAAAAACAAGUAGCGUAGGUUGGAGUUUUUGUUCAGAAGUAACCCAAAAUUGGUUACAAAAUCAAAAUUCUAUCGGAGGUGCCGGUGUAAUCGUUGAGAUCGACGAAACGCUGCUCGUGCGCCGGAAGUACAACAGAGGGAGGCAACUUAGUCAAGAUUUACCAGAAGUCAAUAUUGUGGAAACCUAUAUAAAUUAUAUCCGUUUUCACAAAUAUGGAUAUCCGAACCUGUUUUACUUUGAAAAAUGGGCACUUGUUGCCAAUGCUGAAGCUAUUUCGAAUUAUUUCUCUUACGCUCUGGUAAGAGACGAGUUGAAACUCUCGGGCAAAACAAUUUGUGACUGGGGAAGUUUUUGCCAUGAAGUACUCAUUGCCUGGUGCUUAAACAGUAGUGCUGAAAAGAUCGGUGGCCCUGGCACAAUUGUAGAGAUAGACGAAUCCAAGUUUGGGAAAAGGAAAUACAAUGUGGGCAGAUUGAUUGAGGGCCAGUGGGUUUUCGGUGGGGUGUGCCGUGAAAGUCGGAUUUUUUUUUUUAUUCCGGUGCCCUCCAGAUAUGCUGAGACCCUUCUAGAAGUUAUUAAAGACCGCAUUAAAGAAGGGACCACAAUCAUUAGUGACUCCUGGAAGGCAUAUAACUGCCUAGAUAAAGAGGGCUUUCAGCACCUGACAGUAAACCAUUCCCACAAUUUCGUGGAUCCCGUCACUGCGGCUCACACCAACACCAUCGAGCGUAAGUGGCGGGAAGCGGCAAAAGUACCGCAUUACGCAGGAGGAAGUAUCAUUUUGUCGUUUAUCUGUGCGAUGUUUCUGAUGAGCAUCCCGGAUUCAAAUCAAAGACUGCAUCGCUUCCUCCUUGCCGCUGCUGAUUUGUACCCUCCUCAGUAAGAUACGUCAUCAUAUCAUAUUCGUUUUUUGUUUUCUUUUGUUUUACACUGCAUAAGAG